AUGGGGAUUCCAAUCGAUAUAGAUUCGUUGCGGGUCCGGGAGACACGGCCAGAUAUCGGCAUUGGAGGCGUUCAGAUGCGCCGAAGGAACAGCAGUUACACUGCUGGGAAUAACCUUGUAAGCUCUAGGGGCACAAUGAACGGAUUGUUGACGCUUCGGAGAGCUGAGUCACGUGAGAUGAAUCACGGAGGAGAGAUGAUGAAUAGUGGAUCUGUGGAAGGAUCGUUGGUGGUGUGGGACAAGGAGGGGUCUCAGAUAGCUGUUGUUUCGCGUGAGGCUGGGGUUUCUAUGUAUAAUAUUGCCGGGGGCAUUUCGCCCGGGAACGAGUUGAGCCGUGUAGCGCAGAUAUCGAGGAACGAGUUUUUGUUUAUGGGCCACUCUGAUGCUAUAUACUUUGCUACUGGGGAAGGGGAAGGAGACGAUGAAGAUGAAGAUGGAGACAGAGACGGGAGAGUGCAUUUCCAGUCGUGGAAUGUUGGUCCCAUUACUGCGAUGUGGUACAUGCCGCACCAGUCCAAGUUUUGCUGCAUACUACCCGAUGGGACAGCGCAUGUUAGCGAAGACCCACGCGUGUCGUUGAGGAGACGGAUCUCGAUACACGACGACACGCUUGAGUCUAGACAGAUGACGCAUUAUAUCCAAGACUAUGCGCUCUUGGAGGUUUCGCCUACUGGGGACAGCUUAGCGAUUGCCAAGCACUCUGGGGAGAUCAGCAUUCUGAAGGACGGGUUUCUGCGAUACGUUACCGGGUUUGGUCUCACUGAGGAGGAGGCUGCGUACAGGGCUGAUCCGAGCGAGAAGGUUACGAAGAUGUUGUGGUCCGACGACAGUCGGUUUUUAUGCAUUGUUACGACGCAAAGGAUCCUUGUGUACGAUAACGAUAUGGAUGCGAUAACUGUUGUUGCUGGCGAGCACCCGAACCAGCACAUUUCGUGGGGCGGGAACGGGACGAUAUUGUUCUUGCUCUCGACGCAUUUGUACGGGACGAUGCUCAAGUGUUUCGAGCACAACAGCGACGAGCAGCAGUGGAUCUGCUGCGGGUUCGAGGACGUGCGGUCGCAAUUUAGCGUGCACAAAGUGCACGCCUUCCACGUGUGCGCGGAGAGACAAGCGUUGACGAUCUACCACGACCAGGGCCGCAUCGACACGUUCGAAUACAGGAUCACGCAGGCAUAG
Messenger RNA from Kluyveromyces marxianus DMKU3-1042, 1176 nucleotides. RefSeq lists its product as uncharacterized. NCBI's taxonomy places the organism in Eukaryota, Fungi, Ascomycota, Saccharomycetes, Saccharomycetales, Saccharomycetaceae. Bases 1 to 1176 code for a protein of 391 amino acids. The transcript has a single exon. Gene Ontology annotation, molecular function: protein binding. The record is from RefSeq and is a predicted model, not a curated record.